CGCUACCUUCGGGCCAAUCGGGAGGGUACCUUCUGGGCAGUGGGGAAUCUUGUCGCGCAGUGAUGACGGCAUCGUUCGCCUUUCCCGGAAGCGGAAGGAGGGUGGGAUGGAGAAGACGCUGGCGGGGCAGGUUUGGGGCUGGGGCCCGUCAUAGUGGGGUGGGGAUGGCCGGUGCCCGGGGUGGCUCCGCCUUUCUUCAGGGCGCCGGCGAGCGCGCUUUGGCUGAGCUGCUGCUAGAGUUCUCCAGGGCGCAGUACCGGGCCCGGGACGGUGGUGGUAGCGGCGGCACAUCUGCAGGAGGGGGAGUCGGAGGAACUGGCAGUAAUACCAAGGUAGAGCAAAUUGAGAAAUGCUGCCUUGAGUUGUUCAGCAAGGACUAUUGCUUCAGCCUGAUCAACAAUGUGAAUGGUGAACUCUGCAGCCAUUACCCUCGCUUGAUAGUCUUCUUAGAAUAUGAGAGCACUGAUCAAGAGAGACACACAUUUGAGAGCACUGUCCAAGUCGGCAAGCUGCAAGACCUCAUCCACCGUAGUAAAAUGGCCAGGUGCAGAGGGCGGUUCGUCUGCCCCGUUAUCCUGUACAAGGGAAAGCAUAUAUGUCGAUCAGCCACCCUGGCAGGGUGGGGGGAACUUUAUGGCCGCACAGGAUACAACUACAUUUUCUCAGGGGGCUCAGACGAUGCCUGGGCAGACACAGAGGAACUGUCGGAAGAGGACUCUGCUUUCAGAAAUGCAGACUCGCAGCUGUUUGACAAGGUCCGAGGUCAUGACAUCAAGCUCUUGCGGUAUCUGUCGGUUGCCUACAUCUGUGACUUGAUGGUGGAGAACAAGAAAGUGAAGUUUGGCCUGAACGUGACAUCUUCCGAGAAGGUGGAUAAAGCACAGCGCUAUGCCGACUUCACCCUCCUCUCUAUCCCAUACCCAGGCUGUGAAUUUUUCAGGGAGUACAAAGAGCGGGAUUACAUGGCGGAAGGGCUCGUUUUUAACUGGAAGCAGGAUUAUGUAGAUGCUCCUCUCAGCAUCCCACCCUCUCUCACCCAGCCAUUGAACAUUGACUGGAGUGAGUAUCAGAGCUGGGACCUGGUGCAGCAGACACAGAACUACCUGAAGCUUCUGAUCUCCAUUAUUAAUGGUGACGAUGACAGUGGGCUCCUGGUACACUGUAUAUCCGGCUGGGACAGGACGCCUCUCUUCAUCUCCCUCCUGCGCCUCUCCCUGUGGGCUGAUGGACUGAUCCACGCAUCCUUGGAACCUGCAGAGAUUCUUUACCUGACCGUGGCCUAUGACUGGUUCCUCUUUGGGCACAUGUUAGUGGAUCGGCUCAGCAAAGGAGAGGAGAUUUUCUUUUUCUGCUUCGAUUUUCUGAAGCACAUCACCUCUGAGGAGUUUUCUGCCGCUAAGCAACUGAGAAGGAAGAGUCUGCCGCCUGGAUUUACUUUGGAAGAGAUCUAUAUGCUAAAACAGAGGGAUCGGGGCGGCAGCACCACCAGCCUGAGCAGUGACUUCUCUCUUGUGAUGGAGAGUUCACCUGGGGCUGCAGGGAGUUUCACCUAUGAAGCAGUGGAGCUGAUGCCUGCAGGGUCCCAAACACAAGCUGCUUGGAGGAAAAACUGUGCAUCAUCCCCUCAGGCAGUCCUGUGGAAUCGGACGCCGCAGCCUGAGGACAGGCUGCCUCUCCAGAGUGUGCAUGAAGGAAGAUCCUCCAGCUCCUCUUCUUCCAACCACUCGGAGAACUUCUCAAGGCUGGGCAGCAGCCCUCUGGAAGUACCCAAAGCCAGAUCUGCUGACCAUUCUCUGCCUGGAUCCUCCAUCUCUACCGACUUUGGCAGCUGGCAGAUCGUAACAGGGAGUGGCAGUAUACAGGAGCAGGCAGACUCCUCCCUGCCUUCCAGCUUCCCGGAUGAACUCCCUAACAGUUCCCUGCUGGUGACGCUGACGGAGAGGGAAUCCCGGCUGGAGGGAGUGCGUUCGGCAUUCUUGGCUGCCUAUAACAGCACAGUGGGCCUGAAGCCUGUGUCGCCUAGCCCCUCGGGAGCCAUCGGUGGCCUUCUGGAGCAGUUUGCCCGUGGUGUUGGACUACGAGGAAGCAGUGUCCUUUGACACUUCCUCCCACCACCACCCAUCUGGGUUGCUUUCUAGUCUGAAAGGUGAAGGAACGUAGAAGCCAUGAGAGCCCAAAUGCCAGCUUCUGCUCUGGGCCGGAGCCCUCUGGCCAUGUUCUCCUCUCUCCGCUGCCUGACUGCCAGCCCUUCUGGGUCUAUCUCUGACUGAAUGACUCACUGGUUGCAGCCUCAGCUGCCUUGGGACGGGGUUGGUUUCCACUAGAAUGGUGUUGUGGGAAGGGGAGCAGUUUUUCCCACCCAUGCAGAUUUGACUAGCUCUGACAAAUCGCCACAGUAAAAUGUGUCAAACAUC
This is a messenger RNA of Rhineura floridana, 2414 nucleotides long. It is a transcript of the gene MTMR14, whose product is annotated as myotubularin related protein 14. The record is from RefSeq and is a predicted model, not a curated record. Gene Ontology annotation, biological process: dephosphorylation. Gene Ontology annotation, molecular function: phosphatidylinositol-3-phosphate phosphatase activity. The transcript is spliced from 19 exons. The coding region runs from base 63 to 2099 and encodes 678 amino acids. NCBI's taxonomy places the organism in Eukaryota, Metazoa, Chordata, Lepidosauria, Squamata, Rhineuridae.